CAACAUAAUUAAGAGUGGUCUGCAAAUUCAGAGAGAGAGAGAGAGAGCGAGCGAGCGAGCAGGGAAGCAUGGAUAUGGUGGGUGGUUGUAUGUGGUGGGGUGUGUUACCUUUUGCAGCCAUGGUAAUGGUGGAGUUCGCAGAUGUGGGCGUAUCAACUAUAACCAAAGCAGCAAUGUCCAGAGGAAUGAGCACUUAUGUUUUUGUUGUGUACUCUAAUGCCCUAGCCACCCUCCUUCUCCUUCCUUGUUUCAUUUUCCAAAAGAAGCCGGUUUCUCUUACUCUCUCACUCCUUUCUGGGUUCUUCCUCCUUGGCCUAAUUGGGAGUUCAAGUCUGAUAUUGGCAUAUAAUGGCAUCAACUACAGCUCCCCAACAGUUGCAUCAGCAAUGGGAAAUCUUAUACCGAUUUACACAUUUGUGCUGGCAAUCAUUUUCAGGAUGGAAAAACUAGACUUAUGGAGAUCAAGCAGUCAAGCAAAAUUGUUGGGAACUAUAGUAUCAGUAUCUGGGGCAUUUGUAGUAAUUCUUUACAAGGGCUCACCAAUCUUAAAGUUCAAGGCUUUAUCACCAUCCAACUUCCCUCCCCACCAGAACUUGAUCAUCUCACAACACACAAAGUGGAUCUUUGGAGGUCUUUUCCUUGCAUUGUCUUGCCUUUUGGCUGCAAUAUGGAACAUUGUUCAGGCAUCCAUUGUUAACAACUGUCCAUCAAAGGUGACCAUAGUAUUCUUCUACACCUUCUUUGUGACAAUCCAAUGCACAAUAUUUUCACUGAUUGUGGAAAGAAAUCCAAAUUCCUGGACAUUAAGGCCCAACAUCGAGAUGAUCGCCAUUGUCUGCUCAGCUGUAUUUGGGAGUGUCUUUCGGAUUGGUGUUCAUACGUGGUGCUUGCACCAAAAAGGGCCUAUCUUUGUAGCCAUGUUCAGGCCCUUGGGAGUUGCCAUUGCAGCAGUCAUGGUGGUCAUCUUCCUAGGCGAAGCACUUCACCUUGGCAGUUUGAUUGAUAUUUACAUCUACGACAGUGUGAUUGGAUCUGUCAUUGUUGCAAUUGGAUUCUAUGCUAUGAUGUGGGGACAAAUCAAAGAAAAGAGCAUUGUGAUGGAGAAUGAAGUCCACAGCUUGGCAUCAUCCACCCAACAGACCCCUCUUUUGCAAUGCAGAACCUCAGAAAAUAUAUGACAAAGAAACAUGCAAAUAUUUCAGUCAUGGAUCGGAUAAGCAAGAGGAGGAGGAGCUAUAAUUAUAAAUGAACUAUAUCCUUCUCAUUAAACUGUAUUUUCUUAAAUCACUGUGGAGAUCACAAUGAAAGAUGAUCGCCAUUAUCUGUGCAGUGAGAAGAACUAUAAACUUCAUCCUUGAAAAUGUUGCUAUUUCAGUGUCUCAUGUUUACGAUUGAUACACUGCUCUUGAUUGUUCAGGCUAUAUUUGGGAGUAUCUUUCUUGUCGGUGUUCAUACGUGAAGCUUAGCGUUCGAAAAAUCGGCCUAGGCGGCCUGGGCGGGGCGGGGCCUUUUUUUUUUUUUUUUUUUUUUCCCCCCUGACUUUAAAGGAAACCUCACGCUGCCUCUCUCUGCUCUGCUCUCCUCUGAGCCGUCGGCUCCUUCUCUAUCUGUCUCUCACGAGUCACGACAGACCACCACCACCAGGGCUCCACCCGCGACGACCACCACCAAACCUCUGGAGAGCAGACUUGUGACAUUUUGUAGCAACAAAAAAAAAACUGUGAUUGAUUGUUGUAAAAUAUAUAGAAACUAUAAAUUCCUUCAUACAUAGGUGAUGUACAAUUGAUCACAGAUGAUGUAUGCAGCUCAAAUAAUAAUGGCGUAUUGUAAUCGGUUUGCGUGCCACUGCGGAUAUAGAAGACUUUCUGAUUGCUCUGCCA
Molecule: messenger RNA, 1880 nt
Organism: Prunus mume (Japanese apricot)
Lineage: Eukaryota; Viridiplantae; Streptophyta; Magnoliopsida; Rosales; Rosaceae
Product: WAT1-related protein At5g40240-like
Cellular component (GO): membrane
Molecular function (GO): transmembrane transporter activity
Source: RefSeq, a predicted model, not a curated record